Anoplopoma fimbria (sablefish) is the source of this 2075-nucleotide messenger RNA. It is a transcript of the gene fahd2a, whose product is annotated as fumarylacetoacetate hydrolase domain containing 2A. The transcript is spliced from 8 exons. NCBI's taxonomy places the organism in Eukaryota, Metazoa, Chordata, Actinopteri, Perciformes, Anoplopomatidae. The coding region runs from base 228 to 1199 and encodes 323 amino acids. The record is from RefSeq and is a predicted model, not a curated record. Gene Ontology annotation, molecular function: hydro-lyase activity.
AGUUGUAGUUUCCAGAACUGAUUGAACAGAAGAGAAAAUUAGCAUUUAGAUUGUUUUAUGACUAAUAUAUGAAUACUAUAUUGACAUAAUGUAAUAUCAAUCACGGAUACACUCUGUCGUUAGCUUCCGCUGACAGUUUAUCUCUCCUCUGACUGGGCUGACCUCGUGAACUACAAACACCAACCGGAAGUAGCUAAACGCAGUGUUUUCUGUGCACAGCCGGAGAGAUGAGACUUCCUCUUCGCUCCUUUUGCAUUGUCAGGAGUUUGUUCCCUCAAAGGCGACCAGCAUCAAACCCACAGAGGAGAGGCCUGAGCGGUGCAGCGAUGCGUCUGGUGCAGUUUCGACGCCAUGGUGACGGUGGAGGUGUCAGGGUGGGAGUGGAGCAAGGCGGCGGAGGGCUUGGCGUGGUGGAUCUGAAGGCGUUUGACCCCUCCAUGCCCUCGACAAUGAGAGAGCUGCUGGAGCUGGGAGACGAGGGUCUGGAGUGUGCACAGAGAGCCUUGUCGUCCGGUCAGUGUGUGGUGGAGCGGUCAGACAUCCAGCUGCUGUCUCCUGUGUUGAGCCCAGAGAAGGUGGUGUGUGUGGGUAUGAACUACAGGGACCACUGCCUGGAGCAGAACGCCCCAAUCCCCAAAGAACCCAUCAUCUUCAACAAAUUCCCCAACACCAUCACAGGGCCGUACGACGACAUCAUUCUGCCCUCAGAGAGCCAGGAGGUGGACUGGGAGGUGGAGCUGGCCUUUGUGAUUGGACGAGGAGGAAAACACAUCAAGGAGGAAGACGCUCUCUCCCACGUGGCCGGCUUCACCGUGGCCAAUGACGUCAGCGCACGCGACUGGCAGAUGAAGCGAAACGGGAAGCAGUGGCUGCUGGGAAAAACCUUUGACAGCUUCUGUCCCCUCGGCCCUGCGUUAGUGACCACCGAUGCUGUGAAAGAGCCUCACAACCUGGGCGUCCGCUGCCUGGUUAAUGGAGACACAGUCCAGAGCAGCAACACUGAUCAGAUGAUCUUCAAGACGGAGGCGCUGGUGGCCUGGGUCUCAAAGUUUGUGACUUUGACUCCAGGAGAUGUUUUCUUGACAGGCACUCCUCCAGGCGUGGGUGUGUUCAGAAAGCCACCCGUCUUUCUCAAGAAAGGAGACGUGGUGGAGUGCCAGAUCGACCAAUUAGGCUCUAUUAUCAACAAAGUGGUCUAAACUGCUGAGAACACCAACAGACCAUGAAGGAAUGUCACCUGUUAAACAAACUGCCCCUCUGAUCCCCUGCUUCACACAAUGAAUUACUAUUUCCACAAAGUUUAAUGUCAUUCUUCUGAUAGAAUGUUAUUCUGAAUGUUUUUAUUCGUGAUACUACAGUGAUUGUGAGGGAGGAACACACUGUAUUUUUACUUCGGGAAACAGUAUAAUUACGUGACUCAGUGUGCUGUUCGGCAGCUUGACCUCAGUCAUUGAGUCACAGUCAUCGCCAGCUGUAAAAAUACCCCUCUAAAUCAGCAGCCACCCACUCAUGCUAUAAGAGCACAAACGAUGAACCUCAGGACCCUUUAAUGUGUAAAAAAGGGUUUUCAUUUUGUUUAAUAUUCAUGAUGAAUUGUAUAUAAAACAGUUCGACUAACUUAGAGAAUUCAAACACAUACUUUCUCAUAAAAAGUAGGCCUAUUUUCAUUAAAGAGAGGAAUUUUAUUUAAUAAAAAAAACAACGCUGUCUUCAAAUUUGUCCCUUAUAUUGUGUUCGAGGAAAUUCUUCAUAAUAAUUUCAAUCUGCUUUUGAUUCAUGUACCUGCUUGAUUCAUUUUCUUUUGGCUUAGAUCACUGAAGAUAAUUUUUUCCCCACUGAUAACAGCUUUAGAGAAAUCCCCGCACUGAAUGGACUCAUUUUGCAAUUAAGUAAGGUGACUUUUUCUACAUGGUCAUAUUUUUUUUUUUCAAAUUAGUUGAUUCAAAAUUCAACGUUACGUUUUGGAGAUUUGGUCCAAAGUAGCUUACAUUUCUUGGGUACACAGUACCGUACAGUAAUUAGUAUCAUAAAAAUAACAGUCCUGCAAUAAAUCUUACAUUGAAAAAGAUUAGUGC